UGUUUAUUACAUUGCCACCUCCCAUUAGGUAUUCGUGGAUUGUUAAGGAAGGAUAUUUCUAAUACCUUAAUUGAGUUUAGUGCCUACUUUAGAGAAUUAUGCUCAAAAUCAUUAAGAAUGAGUGAUUUGGAACGACUUGAAAACUCAAUUGCAUUGACUUUGUGCAAACUUGAGAGAAUAUUUCCUCCCACAUUCUUUGAUAUAAUGGUUCACCUAUCAAUUCAUCUCGCAACUGAGGCGAAAAUUGCUGGCCCUGUCCAAUAUAUAUGGAUGUACCCAUUUGAAAGGUACUUGCGCACGCUCAAAUCAUAUGUUCGUAAUAAGGCUCGUCCAGAAGGAUCUAUAGCAGAAGGAAUAAUUGCACAAGAAUGUGUAACUUUUUGUUCCAAAUACCUGCAUGAUGUUGAAACACGAUUGAAUCGUGUCGGAAGAAACUAUGAGGGUGAUCUAACACAGAAAAGCUCCAGUUUAGCAAUUUUUUCCCAAUGUGGUCUCCCUUUAGGUAAUUCCAAAACUGAGCAAUUAGCUAUCUCGGAUUGGAACCGGACAACUAUGUGUGUUCUCCAAAAUUGUGAAGAAGUUUCACCUUAUGUUAGGGAACAUAUUAAAGAGAUUGAAAGCAAGUACGAUAGUGAUGUGGAGCUGCGGCACGAAGAACAAUUUCUUGGCUGGUUUCAAGCUAAAAUAGCGGAGAUGUUUGAUAACCAAGAUAAAAUAGUGUCACAAGAGCUAUUACACCUUGCUCGAGGUCCAGAUAAACGGGUGGAUAAGUAUACUGGAUAUUUAAUUAAUGGAUUCAGAUUUCACACAAAGGAGCAUGAAAAAUAUUUGAAAACACAAAAUAGUGGGGUGUUUGUUCGGGGAGAUGAUGGCCUAAGCAACAAGGAAUACUAUGGGUUAGUUUUAGAUAUCAUUGAACUCCAAUACCAAGGAUCAAAGAAAAUAGCUUUAUUUAAAUGUCAUUGGUGGGAUGUGUACAAUUGUGGCCGGGGAUAUAAGGAGGAUGAAAAUGGGUUUUUCUUAGUUAAUGUCGAUCGUGAGUUGGCCACUAAUACAACUGAUCCAUAUAUCUUGGCAUCACAAGCUCAACAAGUAUAUUAUGGCAAAGACAUAAUAGAUCCUAAAUUGUUGGUUGUUGUCAAGACACAACCUCGAGACCUUUAUGAUGUGCCUACAAUAGAAAGAAGUGCAAAUGAUCAAGAAGAGUCAACAUCAACACCAAUUCAAGAAAAUGAGAACAUAGGUGAUUUCUAUAGAAUUGAUGGUGAUAAAGAUCACGAUGAUUUAUGUACUGUUGAGUUGGCUAGAGCUAAUGUAGAAAAGAUUGUAUUUGAUCUAAGUGAGCUCAAUAUCAAUGUAGAAAGAAACGAAGAUGACCUCUUAAACUGUAAUGAUGAUGACAAUGAUUCCUUUGCGAAUAAAACUUGAGCCACCUUACUCUUAGGUAAUGAUUUAUUAUUUGUUCGUCU
Molecule: messenger RNA, 1469 nt
Organism: Ananas comosus (pineapple)
Lineage: Eukaryota; Viridiplantae; Streptophyta; Magnoliopsida; Poales; Bromeliaceae
Exons: 3
Coding region: 118-1428 (436 amino acids)
Source: RefSeq, a predicted model, not a curated record